This is a messenger RNA of Pieris brassicae (large cabbage white), 1287 nucleotides long. Its product is annotated as transmembrane protein 80-like. Bases 149 to 586 code for a protein of 145 amino acids. NCBI's taxonomy places the organism in Eukaryota, Metazoa, Arthropoda, Insecta, Lepidoptera, Pieridae. Gene Ontology annotation, biological process: non-motile cilium assembly. Gene Ontology annotation, cellular component: ciliary transition zone. The transcript is spliced from 2 exons. The record is from RefSeq and is a predicted model, not a curated record.
UAUCCUGUAGUUUCAUGAAAGGAAAUUUGAUCUGCUGCAUGAAUUUUUAUAAAAAUAUUUUCACUAGUAAAUUGAUUUGAUACCAAUAAUUCAUGCUAAUUUCGCGUAUUUGCAACGUUUAGCUUUAAAAAACGGGACGUCGUGCAAUAUGGUUAAUUCUAGUUUAGCAUACGAAAUACUUCUGUAUAUCAAUUCGUUUUAUUUUGGCCUAUUCGCUACCUGUGAACUAGGUACGCUUAUUUUAAAGUCUGUAUUAAUUGGUGGGAAGUAUAAUGAUAGCGAUAAUAACCGAAGCUAUCGACUUGGACAAGAUUUUGGUGUUCUAGUAGCACUUUUUAUUAUAGAGGCGGCAAGACUAAUUCUCGGGAGGAAGGGCAGUCUUAGUGAAAAAGAUGUUCCUGUAAUGUUUUCUGUGCUCUUAACAGUGCCAUCAAUAACUGGAGUACUCUACCUUCUCAUAUGGCAAGUGGUUGUUCUUAGAAUUGAAUAUAUUUGGUGUACUUUAAUGCUCUCAUUACAAUCCUUGGAAUUUAUCUUUGCGUCCAUGUUUAUAGUUACUAUGUGUAGAGGGCCUUCAUAUGACUAAACUAUUUUUUCUUACCCUUUACAUCUUAAUUAUUAAAUAACUUGAUCAAUGAAACAAUUACUCUACAGAUCAUGCUUGCAUGCAUGCAUUUUUCUACUGGUUAGGUAGAUGUUCUAUUUAAUGAGUAACUGCAUAUUUAAAAUAAUGUGAAUAUGUAAAGUCGCAUAAUUUUAAUCUAUUAAAAAAACAUCAAUGUCUAUUUAUCUUAGUUUUUAAGUUUCUUAUUGUUGUAUUAUUAGACAAGCGUUUCGGUUCUCUAUAGCUCUUGUUGUCUUUCCAAACUGAAGCACUUUUAACUAGCACAACUUUUUGAUACAAAAUAGGUUAUACAGUAUUUAUCAAGAUUGUAUUAUAAAAGUGUGUCUUCCAUGUAGGACCCAUUCCCCUAAGUGUACUUAAAUUAUUUUGAUGAAAUUGUGCCCUUAUAAUUAAGUGUAAUGUUUACCUAAUGGAAAUAUGCUGUUCAUAUUGAUCUGUUAUAAUGCAACUAUCUAGUCAAAUAGAUUGAAGUAGAUGAUUUAAUAAAAUCAUAUUUUUACAAGAAAUAAUUUGUACUGAAGUGAUAAACCUUGUGGCCUUUAUAUACACUCAUAUUACCUUCCAUUAAUGAAAAUUGAAUAUUGUAUAUUUAAAACUAGAUACCAAAGAUUUGUAAUCAAUAUUUAUUGAGUGUUGUAUUUAUUAUAAAUUAUUAAGGAUAU